Molecule: messenger RNA, 1161 nt
Organism: Acanthosepion pharaonis
Lineage: Eukaryota; Metazoa; Mollusca; Cephalopoda; Sepiida; Sepiidae
Source: the annotation of a GenBank genome assembly
AUGCUUUUUAUUUUCCUUAUCCAUUUUGAAUUUCUUCACGUUUCCAUCUUUUUUCUUUCUUUUUUCUUACUCUUCUCUUUUUCUUCUCUUUCUUUUCUCUUUUUCUUUCUUUUCUCUUUCUUUUCUCUUUUUCUUUCUUUUCUCUUUUUUUUUUCUUUUUUUUUUCUUUCUCUUUUUUUUUUUUUUUUUUCUUUUUUUUUUUUUUCCUUUUUCUCUUCUCUUUUUUUUCCUAUUUUUCUCUUCUCUUUUUUUUCCUAUUUUUCUCUUCUCUUUUUUUUUCCUAUUUCUUUCUUCUCUUUUUCUUCUCUUUUUCUUUCUUUUCUCUUUCUCUUCUCAUUUUCUUUCUCUUCUUUUUCUUCUCUUCUCCUUUCUCUUUUUCUUUCUCUUCUCCUUUCUCUUCUCUUUUUCUCCUCCUUUUCUCACCUUUUUCGUUUUCCUUUCUCUUUUUCUCUCUUUCUUCUCUCCUUUUUUUCUUUCUCUUUUUCUCUCCUCUUGUCUUUUUCCUUUCUCUUCUAUUUCUUAUUUUCUUUUUCAAUCUUCACUUUUAAUUUAUUAUAUGUCUUCUAUUUUCAUCGCCUUUUUAUGAUCGAUGAUUUACCUCCUCCCCUUUUGUUCUCCUCCUCCUCCUCUCAUUUUGUUGUUGUUCUCUUUGGUUAUUCUUCUUCUCCUCCUCUUUUGUUCUUCUCUUUCUCUCCCUUUUUUUCUUUUCCUCGUUUGCUGUUCUUUUGCAACCCCGUUUUCAUUUUCUCCUUCUUCGUUUUUUUUUCCAAUUUCUUUUCCUUCUCCGAUUUCUUCUUUUCUUUGUCCGUUUUCUUCUUUUUCUCCUUCUUUCAUUCAUUAUAUUCUUUUUCUUCUUCUUUUCUUCCUUUUUUAGAAUUCCUCCGUUUUUUUAAUUUUUCUCUUCCUCCCACUUCUCUUUUCUUUCCCUCAUUCAUUUCCUUUUUUUCACUCCAGCUUCAUUUUAUCCUCUUUUUCUUUUCUACAUAUUUUCCUUCACCUUCAUUCCGCCUUUUUCUUCUUUUUAUUCUCAAUCUUUCCCCCCCUCUCUUUCUCUCUCUCUCUUAUCUAAUCCCCUUUACGUUUUCUUUCCUUUUGCUUCUCGCUCUUUUUCUUAUAUUUUUUAACUUUGCAUACCUUUUCUUACUUUCCCUUCUGUUUUAA